Messenger RNA from Trichosporon asahii var. asahii CBS 2479, 1566 nucleotides. RefSeq lists its product as uncharacterized. Lineage: Eukaryota; Fungi; Basidiomycota; Tremellomycetes; Trichosporonales; Trichosporonaceae. The record is from RefSeq and is a predicted model, not a curated record. Bases 1 to 1566 code for a protein of 521 amino acids. The transcript has a single exon.
AUGACCACCAGUCUCGACGGAGGACCGAGCCCCGACACUGCUCCGACGACCUCGAGCAAGCUCCAGCCCGACGUUGGGGCUGAAACUACCCCCGGCACUCCAGAGUCGCGCAUUUUCGAGUCUCUGAAGUCGUUCACCGCCGACAUUCAGGCUAUCUGGCCGGUCCUUGAGGCUUUGAAGAACAGCCCUGCGACGACUAGCGCAGAUCCCCAGAACGGCACCCCGCCCCAAAACAACGGCAACGGCAUUCCAACUCUCGGCCUAGUCGACAACUUCGCCCAAGUCGACGACAACCGUCAGAAGCAGGUCCAUGACGCCUUGCAGGCUCUGGAGCAGGUCAUGGACUCCCACAAGAAGAUGGGCGAGGCGCUGAGGGAGCUGUACAUCCACCUCAGCGCCGAAGUCCUCCGUAGCGAACUCAACGAGGAUUUGCGCCACGCCCUGCGUCCCAUCUCCCCCGACACGGAGGCUGGGAUGCUGGAGGCCGCCGCCGAGCAGUACUGUGGCCACCAGUACCUGGUCUUCAGGGCCGCCACCAGGGUGUGGAAGACGUUCAUGAACCAGCACAGCGCGGUCGCCGGGGAGAUCGCGAACGAAGCUCCUGAGUUCGAUGAAGCUCAGCUCCGGCGUGUCCUCAUCGCGUUCGAACUCGAGGAGGACGGAAUCGUGUCGCUCAUCCGCGCAACUCUCCACGAUGUUCGCUACGCUUUCGCGGGCCAUGGGUACCUUGAGCCGGUCUCGUUUAAGCGCCGCCUGAGCAUCCCGACCAUGAGCGAUGACGAUCCUGCCAGUCAGCAGGUUGGGUUAUCGGACGAUGGAGAGCAGGAUCAGCAUACCGGCGCCAAUGAAGACGACGACGCCGAGGCGCCGUGGACCUCUGCCGAGUCAUCGCCUACCCGCGGCGUCACCGACCCCUCCGCAACCGUCGAGCCUAAGGAUUCUAUCCCCGAGAGCUCGAAUGCGAGGCGUCGCGCCAUGCUUCGCAUCCGCGCCGCUGUUAUCACGAGUGCGGACCUCCCGCCCGUCUUCGACGACUGGCUUUCGGAUUCGUCAGACGAGGAGGAGUCUUUCAGGUUCCACCCCGAGUUCGUUCCCGACGAGGUGUCCUACUUCCAGCAACUCGAGAAUCUCCAGACCCCCGCCGUUCAGCAGGCCCCCGUUCAAGCUCCCAAUGGUCUACGCGAUGCUCCUGUUCAAGCUCCUGUUCAAGCUCCUGUUCAAGCUCCUGUUCAAGCUCCUGUUGGUCCUUCCUGUGCCUCUACUCAAGUCCCCGCUGGUCCCCCCGACUGUCAUGCUGCCCAUGACGAUGCUCCGGCCACCACCAAGCCCACCGUUCCCGACGCUGAUGCUUCGGCCACCACCAAGCCCAUCGUUCCCGACGCUGCGGUUCCCGCGGAGGAGACCAUCGCCAAGCCGGCUCCUGGUCUUCCUACCCUCACCCCCAGCCAGCUCAGCACCCCCGGUCUCUCGAACUGUCCUUCCUCCAGCAGCUCCUGCAAGUCCGAGAAGGUUGGCGACAGCGAGGACCCUGCAACGCACGACCUGGCCGGGCAGUCCACGUCCUGA